GAAAGAGGAAGUGUGCUGAGAACCCUAAACACGUGCUGAAGGUUCUGACUGACCUCCUGGGACACGAAAACCACGAGAUUCGACCGUACGUGAACGGAACCCUGUAUAGCAGUAUGGAGGAGAUCCUUCGCUGCUACAGUAAAGAGGAGAACCCGGAGCUCAACAGGCAGAUUGAGUUCAUUAUCAAACAGCUCAACUCAGGGGAGGRGACUGAAGAGGGACCAGAGUCUGAUGACGAAGAGGAGGAUGACGAUGAUGAGGGACUUCCGAGGAGGCAGCGAGGGCGACAGGGGUGAGGUAGGGUACCCUUUGAGCAGACAGAGGAGCGUGGACAGCCUGCCCCCGUCCCGCUACAGCUCCCGCCCCCCCACCCGCUCCGGCAGCCGGCCCAGCACGAGCGAAUCCCUGCACCACUCCAUGGACUCAGAGUGUGGCCGUUCGUCCCAGGAGUCUGGGGGGUCGUAUGAAGGACGAAGAGCCCAGGAGGGGGAGGAGCGCAACGGACACUCUGCCAGCAUUGACAAUGUCCCCGGGUUUACAAGCCGGCCCAAGAUUUCCCCGCACGCCGGAGAGUGAUGCACCAGGCGUGGAUCCUCGGAGGGGUCGCGUUGUCCCGCCACUGGCCCCCAGUUCUCCCAGUCUGAGCCCCAGCAGAGCAGCAGCCGACCUGGAUCAGGGGCCUUCCGUCUCAGUGGGAGGGCCAGGGGGCGGCAGACAGAGCAGCCAGUCGUACACAGGAAGUGAAAAGGACCUUUCACCACGGGGCCGCCAUAUCUCCUGAGGAGCAUCCAGCUUCCUGUAACUCCAUCCGCAGGUUGUYAUCAUCCAGCUUCCUGUAACUCCAUCCGCAGGUUGUGAUCAGGGUCAGGGCAUUAGAGAGGCUAGAGGUCGGUGGAGAGGUGGAGGGAGAGAGGGGGCAGAAGGAGGGAGAGGUGGAG
Salvelinus sp. IW2-2015 is the source of this 938-nucleotide messenger RNA. The record is from RefSeq and is a predicted model, not a curated record. Lineage: Eukaryota; Metazoa; Chordata; Actinopteri; Salmoniformes; Salmonidae.